AACGCCACCUGCUGGAGGGAGACCGAUUUCCCGCCGAGUUUGGCCUCUUUCAUCCUCUCUGCCGAAACGGAACCAAGCCUGCGCUGCAGCCUAACCAGUUUGAACGUAGCCUGUCCUACACAACUGAAAUGCAAAUAUUUUAUGCACCGGUAUGUCUUAAUUCAAUGUGCAAAUGAGAAUGUACGAAUAGUGAUAUUGAACUGAAAGUGUAUAGAGAUAGGCAACUUUGGAGAGUGUAGGCCUAUAUUAUUGAGAGCGCACAACUCGACCUGUUGCGCACAGCGUAAACAUGGGUAACGAAGUGUAUUAUUAGACUCGCUGAGGAAGGCCACCUGAGUUCCAAAUUUGGGAAAAUGUCAAACCCCCUUAACUUUUAGUCAAUAUUUAGAGAGCGUCGUUGCAUAUUAACUGGGCUGGCAAAGUCUGUGCAACAUCUGUUGGUGUCGGCUAACCUACCAUUUGACCACCGUACUUUGUCAAGCCACCCGCGUCUGCAGCCAAAAUACAGCCGUUCAAUUUGACACAAUGUUCGGUGUCAGAACUCUCCGAACUGUAGGUUCAGCAGUGUGUAGACGUGGUGCCGCUCUGCUGUGGAAGCCAACUAAGAACCAGAGCAGAACACAAAGCGCGGCGGCCGGACAGAAAGUGGACAUCGGGGGGAUCUACCCGCCCAUAGCAACGCCGUUCACUCAGAAAGAGGACGUGGACUAUCAGAAACUGGAUGAAAACUUGCAGAAGUAUGCAAAGAUUCCUUUCAAAGGUAAUGACAAUUGACAAAGUAUUUUCUGCAAUGACAGACUGGUUGAUCCUGGUUCAAGUUUUUGGACUGACUUCUUUGCAAAUGGAAAUGAAUUAUGCAAAUUAAGACAACAUGAUCAGAAGAUCAUACAUUUAAUUAUUUUGUAUGCAUAUUAGACCAUGUAGCCUAAAGAUCUUGCAAUUGCCAAUGAAAGUGUCCUAACAGUAGCCUAAUUGUGACAGUUAAACCUAUAUAUUGUGUUGAGGAGGUAGUGUCGGUGGCCUCGUGUUUGUCAUAUAGACUUGUCAGCCAGUUCAUUUGGUUUGGGGCCAGGCCCAGGGGCAAGGUCUGUCUCAAGCGCAGCGGUGCACGUUUGCAGGCAAGGUACAGUAGAUUGAUAUAGUCCCCAGUGGAGGGUGUUUGGUGACCUCUGGCGGAUUCCCACGGUCAUCUGUCGCGUUUUCCUGGAGACUGACGUUUCAGGGCGAGGUGCUGUUCUUUCCCGACUUUAUUGGUGCAAACAUAAUGAUGAUGAAGAUGAUGUUCUGUGUUCCAGGUCUGGUGGUGCAAGGCUCUAAUGUAGAGUACCCGUACCUGACAGUGAUGAUGAUGAUGAAGAUGAUGUUCUGUGUUCCAGGUCUGGUGGUGUAGGGCUCUAAUGGAGAGUACCCGUACCUGACAGUGAUGAUGAUGAGAUGUUCUGUGUUCCAGGUCUGGUGGUGCAAGGCUCUAAUGGAGAGUACCCGUACCUGACAGUGAUGAUGAUGAUGAUGAUGAAGAUGUUGUUCUGUGUUCCAGGUCUGGUGGUGCAGGGCUCUAAUGGAGACUACCCGUACCUGACAGUGAUGAUGAUGAGAUGAUGUUCUGUGUUCCAGGUCUGGUGGUGCAGGGUUCCAAUGGAGACUACCCGUACCUGACAGUGAUGAUGAUGAUGAUGAUGAUGAUGAUGAAGAUGUUGUUCUGUGUUCCAGGUCUGGUGGUGCAGGGCUCUAAUGGAGACUACCCGUACCUGACAGUGAUGAUGAUGAUGAUGAUGAAGAUGUUGUUCUGUGUUCCAGGUCUGAUGGUGCAGGGCUCUAAUGGAGACUACCCGUACCUGACAGUGAUGAUGAUGAAGAUGUUGUUCUGUGUUCCAGGUCUGAUGGUGCAGGGCUCUAAUGGAGACUACCCGUACCUGACAGUGAUGAUGAUGAUGAUGAAGAUGUUGUUCUGUGUUCCAGGUCUGGUGGUGCAGGGCUCUAAUGGAGACUACCCGUACCUGACAGUGAUGAUGAUGAUGAUGAUGAUGAUGAAGAUGUUGUUCUGUGUUCCAGGUCUGGUGGUGCAAGGCUCUAAUGAAGAGUACCCGUACCUGACAGUGAUGAUGAUAAAGAUGUUGUUCUGUGUUCCAGGUCUGGUGGUGCAGGGCUCUAAUGGAGAGUACCCCUACCUGACGGAUGAGGAGCGGGUAGAGGUGGUGAGGAGGGUCAGACUGGCCCUGCCCACAGACAAACUGGUCAUGGCAGGGUCCGGAUGUGAAUGUAAGGCCCUGUGUGUGUAUCAGUGUGACAGAGACCAUUUGACUCUCAUUAAUGUAACUGACCGAUGACCACAUAUAGAAACCAUUAGAAAAAUGGCUACCGUAUUUUACAGCAAAAAUCUGUUAAUGUGCCAAGUGUGAAUACUGUAAUUUUUACUAUUUCAGGAGACACUUUACAUCUCAGCCCAGCUAUAGAGUUUUAAUAUCAUGCGGUUUUAUUGGCUGAUAAUGGUUGUCUAAUAAAUAAUAAUAAUAUGCCAUUUAGCAGACGCUUUUAUCCAAAGCGACUUACAGUCAUGCGUGCAUAAUUAUUUUUUUUUUGUGUAUGGGUGGUCCCGGGGAUCGAACCCACUACCUUGGCGUUACAAGCGCCGUGCUCUACCAGCUGAGCUACAGAGGACUCAAUAACACAAUCUUUUAUUGGGCUGAAUAGUAAUUCCUACCACAUCAUGCCCCUGUAAUGCCCCAGUGUUAACUACUGAAUAAGGAUGGCUACUUUCCUAUAUUUGAUAGGUUACAACAUUACAUUAACAUGGUGCACAUAGCCUACCUAGAGAUGUUACAACACUGUACAUAGCCAAUAAUAUGUCUAUAUUCUUUUAAAACUUUUGUGAGCGUAAUGUUUCCCUUGUUUAUUAUCUAUUUCAUUUCCUUUGGUAAAUAUGUUUCCCAUGCCAGUAAAGCCCUUUGAAUUGAAUUGAAUAGUGUUGUAAACAUGGAUUUAAAUAAAUCCAUCUCUCCCUUCCUUUCUCUCCCACCUCUCUCUUUCUCCUUCUGUCCCUCACUCCUUCUGAUCCUAUCUCUCUCCCCUCUCCCCCUCUCUCCCCCCUCAGCUACCAAAGCUACAGUCGUGAUGACAGAGAGGAUGUCGCGGGCAGGGGCAGACCUGGUUCUCGUGGUAACGCCAUGCUUCUACAAGGGCAAGAUGGACAACAGAGCACUGGUUCACCACUUCACACAGGUCAGUUCAUCUUCUACUACAUCUUCUACUACUUCUUAUUCUAGUACUUCUAGUACUUCUACUACUACUACUUAUUCUAUGUCUUCUAGUACUUCUUCUACUACUACUUCUUCUACUUCUUCUAGUACUUCUACUACUACUUCUUCUUCUUCUUCUACUCCUUCUUCUAGUACUUCUACUACUACUUCUUCUUCUUCUUCUACUCCUUCUUCUAGUACUUCAUCUUCUACUACAUCUUCUACUACUACUUCUUCUACUUCUUCUAGUACUUCUACUACUACUACUUCUUCUACGUCUUCUACUCCUUCUUCUAGUACUUCUUCUACUACUACUUCUACUUCUUCUACUUCUUUUUCUUCUUCUUGUCUUCACACAGAACAGCUAUCCUCUCUAUGACAAUCACUGACCUAGAGAGGCUUUACAGAGACUUUAUCAUUAUUACACUAAAUGAUUGUUUUAUUACAACAAUUUAUUAUUAUUAUUUUAACAUUGACAGAUUUCAUGAUUGAUUGACCAGAAUCACAGAACAGUCUGGUUUGGGUGUGUGCCUCCUGGUACUCGACAUGAUUAGUUAAUAUAAUAAUAUAUAAUAUAAACAAUUUGCAUAUGUCAUAAUAUAUACCAUAUGUCAUAAUAUAUACCAUAUGUCAUAGUAUAUACCAUAUGUCAUAUUAUAUACCAUAUGUCAUAGUGGUAUAUAGUCCCCUGUAGCUCAGUUGGUAGAGCAUGGCGCUUGCAACGCCAGGGUUGUGGGUUCGUUUCCCACGGGGGGCCAGUAUGAAAAUAUAUGCACUCCCUAACUGUAAGUCGCUCUGGAUAAGAGCGUCUGCUAAAUGACUAAAAUGUAAAAAAAUAUAUAUACCAUAUGUCAUAAUAUAUACCAUAUGUCAUAAUAUAUACCAUAUGUCAUAAUAUAUACCAUAUGUCAUAAUAUAUACCAUAUGUCAUAGUAUAUACCAUAUGUCAUAUUAUAUACCAUAUGUCAUAUUAUAUACCGUAUGUCAUAGUAUAUAACAUAUGUCAUAAUAUGUACCAUAUGUCAUAAUAUAUACCAUAUGUCAUAUUAUAUACUAUAUGUCAUAGUAUAUACCAUAUGUCAUAGUAUAUACCAUAUGUCAUAGUAUAUACCAUAUGUCAUAAUAUAUACCAUAUGUCAUAAUAUAUACCAUAUGUCAUAUUAUAUACUAUAUGUCAUAGUAUAUACCAUAUGUCAUAGUAUAUACCAUAUGUCAUAGUAUAUACCAUAUGUCAUAAUAUAUACCAUAUGUCAUAAUAUAUACCAUAUGUCAUAGUAUAUACCAUAUGUCAUAGUAUAUACCAUAUGUCAUAGUAUAUACCAUAUGUCAUAAUAUAUACCAUAUGUCAUAAUAUAUACCAUAUGUCAUAAUAUAUACCAUAUGUCAUAGUUCAAUUCUGUUCUGUUCUGAACCCUGUCUGGACCAUAGAAAUUGAAUGCAAUAGAAACAUAAUUAUUCAAAUUCUAUGGCCUGGACCCGGGGGUGGGUGUGGUCCUGGUGUUGUCUCUCUGUCUCCCUCUGCAGGUGGCAGACAGUAGUCCAGUACCAGUAGUUCUAUACAGUGUCCCGGCUAACACAGGUCUGGACCUUCCUGUUGAUGCUGUGGUGAGACUGGCCCAACACCCUAACAUACUGGGGCUCAAGGACAGCGGAGGAGACGUGAGUCCUCACACACUUACACACACACACACGUUAUCUAUUUAUUUGAUUGAAUGAUGGAUCAAUUACUGACCAUGCUGUCUUGUUUCAAGUUGCAAGUGACUUGACUGACUGACUGAUGGUUGCUAAAAAUGUAAGUUUCCAGGUUUUCCCUGUGGGUUUUCCCGCUGUGUGUGUUUCAUGUAUCCUUUGAACAUUGCAGCAUUUCAAGUUGAUUUGGAACGGUUGUUCAUGUCUUGACUGACAAGAGAAUCAAAAAGAGGACUAAAUAGAGAGGGAUGAAUGUUGCAGGAAAACUCCCUUCAUCUCCUCUUCUGGAGUAUCUCUUCUUCUCACCUGUCAAAACUCUUGUUCCACGCUCUCUCUCUCUCUGUCUCUCUCUCUCUCUCUCUCUCUCUCUCUCUCUCUCUCUCUCUCUCUCUCUCUCUCUCUCUCUCUCUCUCUCUCUCUGUCUAUUUUUCAGUAGUUAGUUAGUGAUGAGUUGUUUGGUACUGCUGGUCUACUGCUGGCUGUGACAGCUCCUCCUGACAACAGUCCUCAUCCUGACAGCAGGAAGGAGUGAUGGGGAGAACACGCUGUCUGCAUCCCAAAUGCCACCCUAUUCCCUAUAUAGUGCACUACUUUAGACCAGAGCCCAAAGGGACGCAUGCCACUUUGUUUCUCUCCUUUUACUUCUCUGUUUGUGAUUUUCUCCUGUCGUUCCUCAGAUCACAAGGAUCGCUCUGAUCGUUCACAAAACGAAGCCGCAGGAUUUCCAGGUUCUGGCGGGUUCCGCUGGGUUCCUUAUGGCGGCGUAUUCCGUGGGUAAGAACUUAGAACCUAGCACACAUACCCUAUAGAUUAGCAUCUGGAACCUAUAACAUAGAAUGUAGAAUUACAAACUUAGAACCCAGAACCUAGAAUUUACAACUGACAUUGACCAUCUCAAUUCCCUCUCUGGUAAUCACUUAGCUGUAUAUCACAGGGUGUAGGGUACAAAAACAUCACUUCUCUCCUAUGCUAGCUAGUACCAACCAACUUUGUAUUGUAUGAAUAUGUGAAAACCUUAGGGGAUAGAGAUAUAUAGAGUAUGAAGCUCAGACUAAUGAGUCGUUCACUCUGUCAGAUUAUACUGUCUCUGUCCUACAGAGCUCUCUCCCUCUCUCUUCUCUCUCUCUUCCCUCUCUCUUCUCUCUCUCUUUCGCUCUUUUUUUUCUCUCUCUCUCUCUCUCUCUCUCUCUCUCUCUCUCUCUCUCUCUCUCUCUCUCUUUCUCUCUCUUUUUUCUCUCUCUCGUUCUCUCUCUCUUCUCUCUCUCUCUUUCUCUUCUCUCUUUCUCUCUUUUUUCUCUCUCUCGUUCUCUCUCUCUUCUCUCUCGUUCUCUCUCUCUCUUCUCUCUCUCUUUCUCUCUCUCUCUCUGCUCUGACAGGACUCGUCUCACAUGUACAUAGGUGAAAUAUGAUCAUAAUAGUCUGAUGGUGUGUGUGCUGCAGCUGCAGUAGUAAUAUAGAUGAUCUGCAGAGAGGAGGAGUUCAAGUACAGGAUGACUAAUAUAAUGUGACUGGGAUCUGGUGGGUGUGUCUGUACUGUGUGUGUGUGUGUGUACGUUUUGUGCAUGCAUGUGUUAUCUGGUGUGUGUCUGUGCGUGUGUGUGCUUGUGUGUGCCUGCGAUGUUGAGCUCCAGAGCUCCAUCUCCCUGAGGGAGGGGGCGUGCCUUAUGGCUGUCAAUCAAAAUGCAUAUUUAAGGAAAUCAUAUGGGCUGUCAGUCACACACACCACACACACACACAUUGUAGGAAUAUGAAGGAGCAUGUCACGUGUGAGUGUUAAAGCUAUGUUUCAGAUCAAUAAUACUGUCAAGUAGUCCCUUUAAAAGGACCCAGCUAAUAGUGUGUGUGUGUGUGUGUGUGUGUUGCAGGUUGUGUGGGCGGUGUGUGUGCGCUGGCCAACGUGCUGGGUCGUGAGGUGUGUGAGCUGGAGCAGCUGUGUGUGUCGGGACGUUGGGAAGAAGCCAGAGCUCUGCAGCAGCGCCUCAUAGAGCCCAACACUGCUGUAAGUCAAGCUACAUAACCCCAUGUAACCCUACAUAAGAGUUGGCAUAGUGACUUCAUGACCACUACAUAGCCCUAAGUAGCAUAAGAGUGACAUAGAGAAGGCAAAGACAUAGAGCUCAACACUACUGUGAGUGAAGCUUCAUAACCCUACAUAGCUCUAUGUAACAGUGACAGAGCCAAACACUGCCGUAAAUCAAGCUGCAUAGCGCUACAUAAUCCUACAUAAAAGUGCCAUAACCCUAUAUGACAGUGACAUAACCCUACAUACCCCUACAUAGGUGUGACAUAGAGACCAGCACAGCUUUGAGUGAACCUACAUAGCCCUAAAUAACCCUGCAUAAUGUUGUCACAGAGCUGUGAGUCAAGCGACAUUACCCUACGAUAGUGAACUAGACAGGUCCGGUAGUGUCUGAACAGAAAGCUACACUGCCCUACGAACAGGAAAUGUGACAUAGGAACAGGGUUAAGUUCUUGGCAUAACAUCCCCUCUUCUCUCUGUUGUUGCUAGGUGACCAGAAAGUUUGGCGUUCCCGCCCUCAAGCAGGCGAUGGAGUGGUUUGGUUACCACGGCGGCGCCUGUCGCUCUCCUCUUCAACCGCUCUCAGAGGCCGAAUCACAGCAGCUCAGACUGGACUUCUCCACCAAUGGCUGGCUCUGAAGGGGACACGGGGGCAGAACUGAGUAGAAGACAAGGGACUGGGCCUGCUCCAGGUAGAAGUUGGCAUCUAGAAUAGAAUGCGUAGAACAUUAUGGCAUCAUUGACUUGAUUGUGGAUUUCCUUUCU
Messenger RNA from Coregonus sp. 'balchen', 7710 nucleotides. NCBI's taxonomy places the organism in Eukaryota, Metazoa, Chordata, Actinopteri, Salmoniformes, Salmonidae. The record is from the annotation of a GenBank genome assembly.